Molecule: messenger RNA, 1068 nt
Organism: Aspergillus chevalieri
Lineage: Eukaryota; Fungi; Ascomycota; Eurotiomycetes; Eurotiales; Aspergillaceae
Gene: THR1
Product: homoserine kinase
Exons: 3
Coding region: 1-1068 (355 amino acids)
Biological process (GO): L-threonine metabolic process
Molecular function (GO): ATP binding; homoserine kinase activity
Source: RefSeq, a predicted model, not a curated record
AUGGCCUCCUCUUUCGUUAUCAGAACGCCCUGUUCAUCCGCCAACAUUGGUCCUGGCUUCGAUGUGAUCGGCCUGGCCCUAUCCCUCUACCUCGAACUCCAUGUUACCAUUGACUCGUCCAAGUCAUCCUCGCAGCAGCCCCUCAACUGUCUGAUCACGUACGAUGACCAGAGCAAAAGCACCGAGAAGAUUAGCUUGGACCCGGAGGUGAAUCUGAUCACCCGUGUAGCGCUGUAUGUGCUCAGAUGCCACGACCAACGGGCCUUCCCCCCUGAGACCCGUGUCCAUAUCGUAAACCCUAUCCCUCUGGGUCGGGGUCUGGGGUCGUCUGGUACUGCGGUAGUAGCCGGUGUGAUGUUGGGAAAUGAAGUUGGUCGUCUGGGUCUGAGCAAGGACAGACUACUCGACUACUGUCUGAUGAUUGAGCGUCACCCGGACAAUGUCGCCGCAUCAUUGUUCGGAGGCUUCGUUGGAACCUACCUGAACGAACUCAAGCCUGAAGACGUUGCUCGGACAGAAAUCCCCCUUAGUGAGGUCCUACCCGCGCCUGCCGGUGGAAUUGAUACCGGCAAACAGCCUCCAGAGCCCCCACUUGGUAUUGGUCAUUACAGGAAGUUCCAAUGGGCCAAGGAGAUCAAGACGAUUGCCAUCAUUCCGGACUUUGUGGUGCCCACUGCUAAUGCACGGAAUGUGCUUCCCACGUCAUACUCUAGGGCCGAUGUGGUCUUCAAUCUGCAACGUGCUGCCCUGCUUCCCGCGGCAUUGGGCAGCUCCCCGCCGGACCCCGAUAUGAUCUAUCUCGCCAUGCAGGACAAAGUCCACCAACCAUACCGCAAGACCCUCAUCCCUGGGCUGACCGAGGUCCUCCAGUCGAUGAACCCAAGCACGCAACCCGGUCUCUUGGGUAUUUGCUUAUCUGGUGCAGGGCCAACUAUCCUCGCGUUGGCUACUGAGCGGUUUGAAGAGAUCGCGGGCCGCAUUAUCUCUCAGUUCGAAGCCAACAACAUCUCUUGCCAGUGGAAACUGCUGCAACCUGCCCAAGAAGGUGCCGUGGUGGAAUAUUCUUAA